Penicillium daleae is the source of this 1686-nucleotide messenger RNA. Its product is annotated as MDR family MFS transporter. Gene Ontology annotation, molecular function: transmembrane transporter activity. The transcript has 3 exons. The coding region runs from base 1 to 1686 and encodes 561 amino acids. Lineage: Eukaryota; Fungi; Ascomycota; Eurotiomycetes; Eurotiales; Aspergillaceae. The record is from RefSeq and is a predicted model, not a curated record. Gene Ontology annotation, biological process: transmembrane transport.
AUGACGGCCGCUAGCAGUACGACGGAGGUUGACACGGCACCGGGAGCUAUGGAGAAAGAUGUGAAGGAUGUCAAAGAUAUCGAGGAUGUCAAGGAUGUCGACUCAACACCAACUGGUCCCCAGGAGUACCCUCCUCUGCCCAAAGUCAUUGUCAUCAUUCUCGCCCUCUAUCUUGCCGUCUUCUUGGUUGCUCUGGACCAGACCAUCAUAGGCGUGGCCAUUCCACGCAUCACUGAUCAGUUCAAGAGUAUCACGGACAUUGCUUGGUAUGGCAGCGCAUACUUCCUGACCUCAACGGCGCUACAACCAUCAUAUGGUCGAAUCUAUAAGAUUUUCAGCGUAAAAUGGGCCUUUUUGGCCGCAGUCCUGAUCUUUGAGAUUGGUUCGCUCAUCUGUGCUGUCGCCCCUUCCAGCACGGUGUUGAUCGUUGGCCGAGCGAUUGCAGGAAUCGGUGUUGCAGGGAUCUUCUCCGGAGCACUGGUGAUUAUCUCGAUGACGGUCCCACUGCCAAAACGACCACUCGUCUUCGGUAUGUUUGGUAUGGUGUGGGGGAUUGCUUCAAUUGCAGGACCACUGCUUGGUGGAGUGUUCACCGACGGCAUCUCGUGGAGGUGGUGUUUCUACAUUAACCUGCCUAUCGGCGGUCUCUCGAUCGCGGUGAUCUUGUUUAUCCUUCGUCUACCAGGAACCAACGAGGAGCCCGGAAAGCAAAAGCCUAUCCUGGAGCGGAUUAGACAGUUGGAUCUUGUUGGUGCGAGCCUACUGAUCCCCGCGAUUAUCUGCCUUCUCCUAGCCCUCCAAUGGGGUGGCAACAAAUACCCUUGGAAUAACUCUCGAAUCAUCGGUCUAUUCGUGGGCUUUGGUCUGCUAGCGAUCAUCUUCGCCGUCUCCCAAAUUUACAUCGGGGAUAAAGCUACCCUACCGCCGAGUCUCUUAAGGCAGCGCUCUGUGCUAGCUUCGUGCCUGUUCGCCUUAUUCUUCGGCGGGGCUUUCUUCCUCCUCGUGUACUACGUACCUAUCUUUUUCCAGAGUGUUGAGGGCUCCUCGGCUAUGAAGUCCGGUAUCCAACUACUGCCUAUGAUGUUGGCUACGGUCGUCUCGUCUGUGGUCGUUGGCGGACUAAUCACUGCUGUCGGAUACUAUACCCCAUUCCUGAUCGUCAGCUCCGCUAUUGCAGCUAUCGGAACCGGUCUUAUAACCUUAUAUGAUAUCGACACCUCUACCGGAAAGUGGAUUGGCUAUCAGAUUGUGGUUGGCGCUGGUGUCGGUGCAGGCUUCCAGGUCCCCAUGACUGCAGUGCAGACCGUUCUUAAACCAGAAGAUAUCCCUGUGGGUACAGCGGCUGUCAUGUUUUUCCAGACGUUAGGCGGUGCUCUGUUUAUUGCCGUUGGCCAAUCCGUCUUCCAGAAUGGGUUGAUCAGUGGAGUCGUGAAGUACGCGCCUAAUGUGAGCCCUGCCGCUGUUAUCGGGGCUGGUGCCACUGAGAUGCGUCACGUGUUGACCCAACUGGGACAGCUUGAUCAGCUGGAUGGAGUCAUCAAGGCAUACAUGAGUGGCUUGCGGGAUGCUUAUCGUGUCAGUCUUGCUAUUGCAGUAGUGGCUUUCGUGGCCAGUCUGUUCCUGGAAUGGAAGAGUGUGAAAAAGGCUGGAGGGAACAAGGAUGAGGUGGCUGUCCCUGCCCUCUGA